Molecule: messenger RNA, 1515 nt
Organism: Podospora pseudocomata
Lineage: Eukaryota; Fungi; Ascomycota; Sordariomycetes; Sordariales; Podosporaceae
Exons: 2
Coding region: 1-990 (329 amino acids)
Source: RefSeq, a predicted model, not a curated record
AUGCCGCUGAUACCCCUUCCACAACGACAAGUCGUCAUGCUAACCACCCAACCAUCUCCCCCCGUCCCCCCAGCCCAGCUAGGCCUAACCCCCACGCCCCCCCUCGACAUCCCCAUCUCCUCCUCCCUCCUCCUCCUCUUCAUCCUCGCCGCAACAACCCACAUGACAAUCUUCCAACUCAACCGCCGCCGCUCCCACAAGUUCCUCUUCUCCGCCCUCCUCUUCGGCUUCUGCAUGGCCCGCAUCGCCUCCCUCGUCAUGCGCAUCGUCUGGGCCACCCGCCCGACCAACACCGGCAUCGCCCUGGCAGCCACCAUCUUUGUCGCCGCCGGCGUCCUGCUGCUGUACAUUGUCAACCUCGUCUUUGCGCAGCGGGUCUUGAGGGCAUACAGACCCCGGAUAGGGUGGAACAAGACCCUCGGGUGGGCGUGGAAGGGAUUGUUUGGGAGUGUGGUUGCUGUUUUGGUGAUGGUUGUCACGGCUACUGUUGUCGGGAUGAUGAGUUCUGACCUUUGGGUCAGGCAAAAGACGAGGGAGGUGCAGCUUUUUGCGGGGGUGUAUAUGGCUGUGCUGGCGGUUUCACCGGUGGUGGUCGUUGCUGGGGCCGUGUUUUGGCCGGGCGGGGGCGGGAACAACAAGGUGGACAAGUUUGGGCAGGGGAAGAUGAGCAGCAAGAUUUUCUUGCUGGUGGGAUCGUCGCUUUUGUUGACGUUGGGGGCGGCGUUUAGGGCGGGGAUUGGGUUUGUGCCGAGGUUGGUAACGGAUCCGGCUUGGUAUCAUUCAAAGCCGGCGUUUUACUGCUUCAACUUUGGGAUUGAGUUGGUGGUGGUGUAUGGGUAUGCGGUGGCGAGGUUUGAUAAGAGGUUCCAUGUGCCGGAUGGGAGUUCGGGGCCGGGGGAUUAUGGGAGGGGGGCGGUGGUGGUGAAUAAGGAGGAGGAGGUUUUUGGGGGUGGGGAUUCAGAGGGCAGAGUCAUGGAGGGGAGGGGGUGAUGAAUAAUAGUCGGGGUCAGAGUCGGAGUAGGAGUCGGGGACGGGAAAUGGCGGAGGGUGGUGGUGCUGCUGGGGAAAGGCCGGAGAGUUUGGUGUUGGUGGAGGCGGUGUUGCAGAACGGGCUUAAGAAGAAGGCUGUGGUUUAACAGUCAGCAGUGGUUGUCUUUUAGGGCUGCCAAGAGGAGGUGUAUGACAUGUGGGGGGCCUGUAACAUAGACUCUCUUUUCUAUUAUUUGUUGUGGGAAUAUGCGGGGGAAGGUCUGUACACAUCUGGGAGGUGUUCUGGCUAGAUUUGCUUCGAGCGCAGCGGGUUAUUUUCAGGGAGCGUGUUUGAGCAUGUGCUUUUUAGGGUGCGCAGUCUUUCGAACAGAUACCCGGCUUGGAAAAGCUUCUCGCAAUUUGAAUUUCAACUCUUGCGCUGUUCGACGGGGCUUCUCGUCGAUGGCUACACUGACGCUCACACAACACAUGAACUGUUCGAAUGUGACUGUUGUGUAAAUGUUGUGUGUCAGUCCAUCUGCCAGG